GACACCGUUGGAAGCGCUUGCAAUAGUCCCGAUUCAGGUUUUUGUGCCGGCAUCCCAAACAACCACUGAGACAGAUUUUGAACCAACCCCUAUGCUACAGAUUGAAGGGACUACAGAAACCACUCCUGAAACCCCCAAACAACUUCAAGAGACCACACCCACGGUUCCCCCAGCUCCAACUAAAAUUCAUCCAGACGCAGAAGACGCUGCUGCCAUGUUGAUGAUGGCACGGACAGUACCCUAUGUUCCUAAAACAGAUCCAGGGGUGCCAUCAUUCAGCCUUGGAUUGACUGAUUCGAGCCAGGAGGGGGCGUCAACGCAGGAGACAGAAAGGGCAAAAUCUCCUGAAUCUGCAAAUUUGAUAGAAGAAUUGGACAAUUUGGUCCAAAAAAUAGCAAGCAGUGCGGCGAAGGGGAAGAACAAAAGUCCACAAAUUCAGAGGGAGACUGGGGGAGAAAGUUCUGCAAAGUUUCGAACUCCUGGGGGAUUAUAUCAGAUUACGGAUGAUAUGAAACAAAAGUGCUACAUCUGGGGGACGAGACUGAAGGAAGAUGCAGAUGGCAAUACUAACGAGUAUGAGGAAAUGUGCACUCUGAUUGGCCAAGGAAAAUACAUUUUGAUGAGAAUGCACCUUGUAUCCCCCCAGGCAAAAAGUGAUAUAGAAUCUCAGUGCAUGGCACUUUCGGAUCACCCAAAGGGGGAAUUCGUAUCACCGAAAACAGAAAAGAAAUUCAGGGUGGAAGCCUACCCGAGAUAUGUAUUUUCAAGAUUGAUAACAUAUGCCGGCGGGGAACCUCUGCAGAAAGGGGAGAACGAGAAGAAAAUUAAAUAA
Molecule: messenger RNA, 832 nt
Organism: Arachis ipaensis
Lineage: Eukaryota; Viridiplantae; Streptophyta; Magnoliopsida; Fabales; Fabaceae
Source: RefSeq, a predicted model, not a curated record